AUGACCGACCAGCAGCCCGUAUCAUUAUUUUCAGAGAAGUUAUCGUGUAAAAAUGAAGAUAUAUUCAUCAAGUUGGUGCGAAAAAAAGAGGAAAAUGAAUGGAAACGUGAAGCUCAACGAAGUCAAGGGAUGGGCAUAGUGGUCGGUACGGAAUUCACCAUUCCAAAGAAAAAAGAAGGUGAAAAAGAAGAAAGAAGGCGAAGAAAAGAAGGCAUUUUUUACUGGAAAAAACAGAUGAAGCAAAUAAAAAACGCAAAAAAGCUACUGGGAAUCUUAUCAUUAGAAUUUCUAUUGUUCAUUUUAGGAGAUUACAAUGGCAAAAAAGCGGCAAUUCAACGGAAACUAACGCUACCUGUUUUACCAUUACCACCAUCAAUAGCUAAAGUUGAAAUGGAAGAAAGGAGAAUCAAGUGGAGUAUGACUGCUGCACAGAUAGUUCAAAACUGCGCAAAUAAUCAAAUUAAACUCGUUGCAGAAGCAAAUCUAACGAAUCUAACGAAAGCUUCGUACAGGAAAAUAAAUUUCGCCUAG
Messenger RNA from Loa loa (African eye worm), 531 nucleotides. RefSeq lists its product as hypothetical. Lineage: Eukaryota; Metazoa; Nematoda; Chromadorea; Rhabditida; Onchocercidae. Bases 1 to 531 code for a protein of 176 amino acids. The record is from RefSeq and is a predicted model, not a curated record. The transcript is spliced from 4 exons.